Messenger RNA from Amoebophrya sp. A120, 465 nucleotides. The record is from the annotation of a GenBank genome assembly. Lineage: Eukaryota; Dinophyceae; Syndiniales; Amoebophryaceae.
AGAAAACCCAACGAAGCUAUGAGAUUGGACAUUGCCCUCUUCCCAGUUUUCAUACAUUUGUCAACUUCUACAGAAGCAGAGCGGAACAAUCCCUGUGUGCUGUCGCUCGGAGUUGUAGAUGGUGCUUGUCAGCAUGACAAGCUGCGGCAGCUCACUUAGCGGGUACGUACCAUGACAAUGCUUUGUAGACUGACGUCAAUUUUUGUUGACUGUUGUCCUCGCACCACAAGGAUCAUACAUGAGUUUCCCUUAUCCUGCCGCUCCCCAAAUGAAAGCAGGGAGUAGAGCUGCGGUUGUCCAGCACGGGUAUAGAGGAAGCGCUGGUGCUAUUUGCAUAUAGCGGACGUGUGGCAGGGAGAGCCCGAAGAGGAGUACGCCGGGAUGCCGGAGAUUCAUCCGGUGCUGUGCUGGAACGACCGGGUGCGCACGGGGUUGGGCCGGUACACCGACGGCUCCGAAGAAGAG